This is a messenger RNA of Rhodamnia argentea, 2943 nucleotides long. Its product is annotated as ion channel CASTOR-like. Lineage: Eukaryota; Viridiplantae; Streptophyta; Magnoliopsida; Myrtales; Myrtaceae. The record is from RefSeq and is a predicted model, not a curated record. The coding region runs from base 101 to 2812 and encodes 903 amino acids. The transcript has 12 exons. Gene Ontology annotation, biological process: monoatomic ion transport.
UCCCCAUCUCCAACUCAAACUUUGCCUUUUGCCUCCUCUCGAUUCUAUUUCAUUUCCUUCCUAAAAAGCCCUGCACCGUUCCCUCCCCGAAAUCCCCAAAAUGUCCCGCGUCGACUCCGACUCGUCGUCUCCUGCCCUCAGCCGAGACUGGUUCUUCCCUUCCCCUUCCCCUUACUGCGCCCACCCCUCCUCCCCCGCGAAAACCCCGAAGUACCCCCGCCGGUUCUCCACCAACCCAAGGCCAAGGGCCUACUCCUCCUCCACUUCCCUAGACUCGAAGCCUCCCAAGCCGCCGUCCUUCCGCUCCGCUCCUCCGGUCAACUCUUCUCCAUACCGCGAGGCCAGCUAUGCCGGAGCCCGCCGGAGGCUCGGUCCCUCCCUCCGAUCGGACAGGUUGUCGGUGGCCCGCGAGAAGAAGGCCGCCUCAAGCAGGGACGGCGCCGCUUCGAGCGCCGGUUCCGAUCGGAAACCGGAGGCGGCCCCAGCGGAGAAAGUUCCGUCGCGAGGCCAAGUGAACUUGGAUUUGCGGGGGAGGCUCCGGCUUCGGUGGCGCAUGGCGCUUGUAGUGGCGAUUGUGUUGACGGCUUUCAGUUCGGUGGUGCACAAGAAUUUCAGUUUACGUAGCCAGGUCGGGGAUUUGCAGGGGCAAAUUUCUCAACUUAGGAUUACACUGCAAGCCUGCAGUUUAUCGGAUUUAGCAGAUGUUGAAGGUUCUAUAGAUGAGCAGAAUCAAGAUGGAUCUAAUAAAAGAUUUAAAAACAUUGCUCUGAUAAGCUCGGUCUCCGUAUUAUGUAUUCCUAUUCUGUUGUUCAAGUGCAUUGACAAAGUCCCAAGGUCAAGAUCAUCAGACAGUAUUUUGGAAGAAGUAUCUUUGAGUAAGCAGCUAGCAUAUCGAUUGGAUGUAUUUUUCUCGGUUCAUCCAUAUGCUAAGCCAUUGGCAUUGUUGGUUGCGACAUUACUUCUCAUCUGUCUGGGAGGACUUGCACUUUUUGGUGUCACAAAUGAUGGCAUAGCAGAUUCUCUUUGGUUAUCGUGGACAUAUGUCGCUGAUUCAGGCAAUCAUGCUAAUUCAGAAGGUAUUGGUCCAAGGUUUGUUUCAGUUUCGAUUAGUUUUGGAGGAAUGCUUAUAUUCGCGAUGAUGCUUGGACUUGUUUCUGAUGCAAUCUCCGAGAAGUUUGACUCCUUGAGGAAAGGCAGAAGUGAAGUUGUUGAGCAGAACCACACCUUAAUUCUUGGGUGGAGUGAUAAAUUGGGAUCGUUGUUGAAUCAGCUGGCCCUAGCAAAUGAGAGUUUGGGUGGAGGCACCAUUGUGGUGAUGGCUGAAAGAGAUAAAGAGGAAAUGGAACUUGACAUUGCUAAGAUGGAGUUUGAUUUCAGGGGAACAUCUGUUAUAUGCAGAAGUGGCAGCCCUCUUAUUUUGGCUGACUUGAAAAAGGUCUCUGUCUCCAAAGCCAGAGCAAUAGUCGUCCUUGCUGUAGACGGUAAUGCGGACCAGAGUGAUGCUCGUGCAUUAAGGACAGUCCUAAGUUUAACUGGAGUUAAAGAAGGGCUAAGAGGGCACAUCGUGGUUGAAUUAAGUGAUAUUGACAAUGAAGUUCUCGUUAAACUUGUUGGCGGAGACCUUGUUGAAACUGUUGUGGCACAUGAUGUGAUUGGUCGCUUGAUGAUUCAAUGUGCCCGGCAGCCUGGAUUGGCACAGAUUUGGGAAGAUAUCCUUGGGUUUGAAAACUGUGAGUUUUACAUCAAAAGAUGGACCCAGUUAGAUGGCAUUCAAUUCGAGGAUGUGCUUAUAAGUUUUCCUGAUGCAAUACCUUGUGGAAUCAAGGUUGCAUCUUGUGGUGGUAAGAUUAUCCUGAAUCCUGACGACUCCUAUGUUCUACAAGAGGGUGAUGAAGUUCUUGUCAUAGCAGAAGAUGAUGAUACAUACGCUCCAGCAGCAUUACCAAUGGUCAAAGAAGCAUCAUUCACAUACAUUCCCCUUCCAGCGAGCAAGUCACAGAAGAUUCUACUUUGUGGAUGGAGGAGAGACAUUGAUGAUAUGAUUGUGGUAUUGGAUGCAUCUCUAGCACCUGAAUCAGAGCUCUGGAUGUUCAAUGAGGUUCCAGAAAAGGAGAGGGAAAAGAAGCUUAUUGAUGGUGGUCUUGACAUUAGCAGGCUUGCAAACAUAAAACUAGAAAAUCGAGAAGGAAAUGCAGUUAUACGGCGUCACCUGGAGAGUCUCCCUCUGGAAUCUUUCAAUUCAAUACUAAUUCUUGCUGAUGAAUCAGUGGAAGAUUCAGCCAUUCAAGCCGAUUCAAGAUCUCUUGCCACAUUGUUGUUAAUUCGUGAUAUACAGGCAAAGCGUCUCCCUUACAGUGUGGCCCCUUCUCGCAGAGGAAAUUUCUCACAAGGCUCUUGGAUGGGAGAAAUGCAGCAGGCUUCUGAUAAAUCAGUAAUCAUAUCUGAAAUACUGGAUCCAAGGACUAAAAAUUUACUAUCUAUGUCCAAAAUCAGUGAUUACGUUUUGUCAAAUGAGCUUGUCAGCAUGGCUUUGGCAAUGGUUGCCGAGGAUCGCCAGAUAAAUGAUGUUUUGGAAGAGCUCUUCGCAGAGGAGGGAAAUGAGAUGCACAUUAGACCGGCAAAUCUUUACCUUGGUGAAGGUGAAGAAUUGACUUUCUAUGAACUACUCUUACGCGCUCGACUGAGGAGGGAAAUUAUGAUAGGCUAUCGGUUAGCCAAUGCAGAGAAAGCUGUCAUAAAUCCCCCAGCAAAAGAUGAGCGCCGAACGUGGUCGGUGAAAGAUGUUUUUCUUGUUAUUGCUGAAAAAGAAUGAUAGGUUCAUAUUGCAAGGCCAGAACAUAUACUCAUCAGAAGCGAAACUCUCAACUGGGCAAGUACUUGUGUUAUUCUCUAUAUACUUUGCGACAGCGAUGCUUAUGCCAUUAAAACUGAUCAUACCCCUCU